AUGCCCCUCCUAUCCUCCACGCUCCUCGUGCGCACCCACUCCCUCACCCUCCUGACGAGCGCCUACUACCUCCUGAGCUCGCCGACGCAGCUCCUGUCGUCCACCCCGAUCUGGCUCCUGGGGGAGAGCAUGAGCGUGCGGCCCGCCGGGUAUGCUCCUCCGGAAACCGUGGGCCGUGACGCCCCGUCCGCGCGGACGAGCACCAACAUGCACAACUUGAAAGGAGCGCUGCUGUCGGGACAAGGCCAGAGUGUCACGCCGCAGUCCGAGAGGGAACUGUUCGCGCUCCUGGGGCUGGUGGUGCUGGUGUACGCGGUCACGCAGUUUCUCUUUGCGGGGGAUUUGUCCAUGCUUCAGGGCACCACUACUACGACCACCACUACGACUACAUCGUCCUCCUCCUCGAGGCACAGCGGCACCACCGCCCGACACGACGACCCCGCGGCAAAGUCUCCCUCGCGCUACGCCGAAGAGCUGCACACCCUGCUGACCGCGCAGUCGCGCUGGCUCACGCUCUCGGCCAUCCACGUACUGGCGUCGUCAACGUUGGUGUUUUGGAUAUACAUGUUCCACUCCCAUUCCGCCUCUUCGACAACAAGUGCCGCCGCCGAUGCCGAAUCCUGGCCGUCGUCGCUCCUGCCAGGGCUGGAUCUGCUCGCGAAUCGAGUGGUCUUCACGGUGGGACUGGCUGAUAUGCUGUUUUGGGGCUAUUUGUGGACGGUGUUGAAGGAGGAGGGGCGGGAAGUUGCCAACGCGUUGGCCAGACGGCGCAGGGAGGCUGAAGAUGAUGAAUAA
Fonsecaea multimorphosa CBS 102226 is the source of this 795-nucleotide messenger RNA. RefSeq lists its product as uncharacterized. NCBI's taxonomy places the organism in Eukaryota, Fungi, Ascomycota, Eurotiomycetes, Chaetothyriales, Herpotrichiellaceae. The record is from RefSeq and is a predicted model, not a curated record. The transcript has a single exon. Bases 1 to 795 code for a protein of 264 amino acids.